Neltuma alba is the source of this 1754-nucleotide messenger RNA. Its product is annotated as DDB1- and CUL4-associated factor 4. The record is from RefSeq and is a predicted model, not a curated record. The transcript is spliced from 13 exons. Gene Ontology annotation, molecular function: protein binding. Lineage: Eukaryota; Viridiplantae; Streptophyta; Magnoliopsida; Fabales; Fabaceae. Bases 34 to 1557 code for a protein of 507 amino acids.
UCAGGGCACGGUUCUUCUUGUUGCGACGAAGAUAUGCCGCCACCUAAAGAGCUUCCAGGGUUUUACUACGACGCAGAGAAGAACAGGUAUUUCCCCAUUAAAGGCCCCAUUCCCGGCUCUUCCCGCUCUUCUUCUGCGAAGCUUGGUCCUAAGAAACCAAUCCCAAGGUCCACUCAGGAAAGGAGCCCUUGUAGGAAGCCUUUGAAGAAAACAUCGAAACUGCUUCUUGCCAGGGAGUUAAGUGGCAAUAUCAUUAUGUCCUACAGAUGGAAAUGCAAUUUCAGGGAGGAAUUGCAAAAAACACAAGCAUCACAACCUGUGGUUUGGAAAUACCAGCGAACAGAUAGGAUAGAUAUUAGUGCUCUGGAGCAGAUAAACAUUGAUGUAGAGACUUUUGAGGGUGUGGUCAAAACUGACGUUUUGUUGUCAGGCAACUUGAAUGGCUCACUACGUUUUUUUGAGGUUCGCAAAGAGCAAGCUAUUGAUAUAACCUGGAUGCCAGAUCGUGUGAAGAAUUAUGCUAAAGGAAAAACAUACAAGCAUGACGAAGUGCCUGCACCAGUUGUUGCAAAUUAUGGAGGUUUAAUUGAAAAGCCAUCCAGAAUAUCUUGUAUAAGAUUGGGUCCAAGGUUCUCUUCUCAUGCAGAUGAAGGCCCUAAUGUUCGUCAUGUAUUAUUUACUCAUUUGGGAUCUGAGACAUCAGGUGGAUCAAUUCAUAUUAUGGAUCUUGCUGAACCAUUAAUGCCUAAUGUUGUGAGCCCAAUAAAGCAAGUUGCUUCCUUUAAGUGUACCUUUUGGACAGCAGAAUAUGAUUAUACGAGACCUCGUGCUGUAAUUGGUACCAAUAUUGGAGCUGCAUCCGUGGAUUUGGAAACUGGUCAGGCCUCGUGGUUUUUACGUUGCAAAAGCGAUGUUUUUGCUGAACAAAUUUUUAAUUCAGGAAAUUCAAUAUUAUGUGGACUUAGAAAUGGGGCAAUUAUUGCUAUAGAUUUUCGUGAGAGAAGAGAUAGGUUUUCUAGUAGACAUUUCACACAAAGGAUACCGUAUCCACCUUUGGAUAAAAAAGCUGGAAGUUCUAAUAAAGAAUGGUUUAAGCUCACUGGAGACAUGAAUCCUUCUCAAACCACUAGAUUGCCUUCGUCUAUAUCCAGUUUGGUGUCACUUCAAUUUGAUGAUCAAUACUUCUUGGCAAGCUCGAUGGAUGGAUCAGUGCGUCUCUAUGAUCAUCGCCUACUUCAGAGGGGUGCGAUUCAAUCUUAUGAAGGGCAUGUAAAUUCCCAUACUCGCAUACAGCUUGGGGUUGAUCCUCAAGAGAGAUUUGUUAUGUCAGGUGGAGAGGACUAUUAUUUGCGGCUAUGGAGCAUCAAGUCUGGUGAAUUGCUAUUUGAGGACAAGUUCUCUGAUACGGUUCUUUCAAUAGUCUGCUUCCGAAAAUACAAGUAUACAGACAACGUGUUUAAACCAGAGGUGGUAAACAAAUACAUGAACGACUAUCCUCUCGGUGCAUGGCUUGCUUCGCUAGGAGGAUUGUAUUAUGUGAACUGGUUUUCAUUAUGAACUAUACUGCAGGAGAGUGUGUCAGUGUAUGUAUCCAGCACAGAAGCACUAUAUUUUAAAUUUAGAUAAUUUUUGGUGUUUAGAUGCUCUCUUAAGGAGGUGCAAGACCAAUUUAGGAUGCUUUAAUACCCAUGUAAAAUUUGUGGACCUUAAUUCUCAUGUAAAUAUAUAUUAUACUCCUCUAAUCCUUGAUGUAA